CCUCUAGGUACCUACAUAGAGGUGCCUCGGUGCUGAAGUUUCCCUGCACGUAGGUACCUGCUUACAUUCACAUAUGUACAUAUGCAUGCCAUUUAAGAGGCAGGCACCUCCUCCUCGAAGGCACCCCAUGCGGCCGUGCCUCUGCUAAUGUGAUGUAGGCGGUGGAAUAUAUAUGAGGUACCUGCAUCUCGGGCUGUUUACUGUAUUGGCGCACCUCUCCGUCCUUCCUCAACCCCAAACAGGCGAGAAGAACAGAUAUGCACAGCCUAAGCACGUCCAUUCUUCUCAAAUCUAUUUCAAAUUUAUUUCAAAUCUAGGCACCUCUACGAUGCUACGCCGAUGUCCGGCGAAACCUGCGUACCAGAGGUCCUAUCGUGGUCGUGACAGCGCGCAAUCCGAUGGUGGUCUGAAGUCGAGACCGUGGAGGAUGAAGUGCCUCUUGGAGUUGCAAGCCCUGUCCAAGCCCUCGAGUUUCUCCGUCCGACUGCGCUCCGCUGCCGCUGCAGACCUUAGACUAGCAGAGUAGUCUUCCGCCGUUCUAGUUUCGGGAUCCCGCCAGUUGCUAUAGCUGCAACCUGUCCGAGAAAUCGAGCAAGCACGAACACGUCUGCACUAGACAAGGUAGAGAGACAGGCGUACUCUGCCCGCCGAUCCACCGUGCUGCUAGUUACCGUGGCGGACCGGAUGUGAUGCGACAGGAAUUUACUUUCAAGAACUAGAACGACCGACCAUUGCAGGAAGGGCUAGCUGCGUAUGCGGUACUAGCACUGCCGGGUUGUUGCGCGGGCUCGCGAAGUCGUGACGAUGGCCGAGAACGUGAGACAAUAAGCAACGCCGGUUUCCCAUCACCGUGACAUCAUGACGUCCAGCAUAGAUUGCCGUGAGCUAGCCAGCAGCAGGUUGGGAAACACCGCUAUCCCUUCUUACGGCCUUGGGAUGUGUGCGUUGUCGAGCUCGUAGAGCGCCGUCGGGAAGGCCGUCACCACGCGCGAGACGGCGGGUUAUACCUGAGUGGGUGGGUCACCCUAUGAGAAACUGCCAACUCACUAUGCAUAGAACAGAGCCUGAAGUUGAGGCGAGGGAAAAGGCGGUAUGUGUGUGUGCGCUGGAGAUAUAAAUACAUAUAUAGGGUAAGGUACAUAUAUAUAUAUAUAAAGGCCGGCCGUCC
Messenger RNA from Durotheca rogersii, 1168 nucleotides. RefSeq lists its product as uncharacterized. The record is from RefSeq and is a predicted model, not a curated record. The coding region runs from base 173 to 526 and encodes 117 amino acids. The transcript has a single exon. NCBI's taxonomy places the organism in Eukaryota, Fungi, Ascomycota, Sordariomycetes, Xylariales, Xylariaceae.